Messenger RNA from Aureobasidium pullulans EXF-150, 2551 nucleotides. RefSeq lists its product as uncharacterized. The transcript is spliced from 3 exons. The record is from RefSeq and is a predicted model, not a curated record. The coding region runs from base 355 to 2412 and encodes 685 amino acids. NCBI's taxonomy places the organism in Eukaryota, Fungi, Ascomycota, Dothideomycetes, Dothideales, Saccotheciaceae.
AAAGCGGUUGUAAUUCUGUACAAUGGUGUCGACUGUUUCGUUCGGUGGCCCAGUUCUUGUUGUAAAUUGCAAGGCUGUGAUCUUGCUCUCGUUUCUAUUCUUGUUCUUAUUCUUCUUCUCGUUUUCGUUUUCGUUUUUGUUUUCGAUGUCGAUUUCGAUUUCGAUUUCCAGUCUUUGUAUCUCUGACAAGUUCGUUCGUAGAGUGGUGGAUGGGUGUUUUUCUGCUCUCGAUGGUAUCUAUCGUGUCGCAUUGGGUGCGCCUGCUGUGCGGCAAGCGACGAUUUAGCAAGCGGAUUGGUGGCAUUCUGCAUACUCGGCGAGGGUUGGCCAGACCCUCGACAAGACGUCAGUUGCAUGUCCGAAUUUUUGCAUAGUCCAGCACCUUUUAUACCAACUCGUCGAUUUUUGACGAAUGGCGUACCUCGCAAGCCGCGUGUCGAAAUAGUAACACCACCAACACCCGCUCGCGUUCCUACCGCGACAUUGUAUGACUUUGUAACAUGUCACUCCAAACCGAAACGCGCCUCAGUACCAGGUCUCGACUGUGCCCCGAUGGAUACAGACAGACCGAGUCGUCGAGAGCUUGUCGACUCGCGAUUCUACCAGCCGAGAUUAUCUUCUAGCAAGCUGUUACCUACCUUCGUCGCCCGCACGGCUACGGCCAAACUAUCGAUAGCACCACCUAUCACAGACGACCCCGUUGGUUCAAGAAGAUUACCAAGUUUGGCAUCUCAACAUCAAACAUUAGCGGAAAGCAGUCAUGAGCAGCGAUCGGUUCCAACGGUGCCCAUGUUGCCAAGUUGCGUCAAACUCGAUCAGAGUCCGAGUACGUCCCAGCACCACCGUCUCCGCUCGACACCAACACUACUAUCUCAAACAGCCGUAGAGAAAGCGGGAAUCCCAUACGCAAGUCCAAGUUCAAGUAUAUCUCCGGAAAACCAUAAUAUGGAGCGAAAGCCUGGCAUGGUCGGAAAGGAUAUCGAGGCACAUGAAUCGGAGUCAAGUGCUCGAAUGGACACGAGAAAGAAGUCGCAAGACGCCAAAUUGACAGAUGCGAUCUUUGAAGCACCUGAGUCCUCGCACAUAGGUGCUGGCCACGGCCAAAAGCUCUCUUCCUCGCAGAUGCAGUCAUGGCCCAUUGCAAGGUCGAGAGAAGACAACGCACGUUACAGCAUCUCUCAAUCCGUGGAGCAAGCUCCAGCACUGUUCGACGAAGCUUACUUGCGAGGGUUUUCACAUCAUGUGCUUGCACUAUGCCGAGCGAUACUCAUCUUCUUCUGGCAAAUGUGGUCUUGGUUCUUCUCCACGAUCGGUCCCGUCGUGUGCAUCUUUAUGGUUUUGGUUGUGUUCUUCUUGAUUUCGACAGAAGUGUUAUGGUCAUCGAUCGUAGCGCGGCUCGGAUCGCUCUGGGAUAACUCCUGGUUCCUGGUCUCCUUUCUCGCCACAGCUUCUAGGAGUAUCACUACCGCCGUACAACCUCUCGUCUGCCACUUCCCUGUCUUUGAGAACCUGUGUCCCGAUCCGUACAAUACCUUCGAAUCUUACGGUAGUCACAUUACAGCAACCGUGUCGGCUUUGAGCGACAACCACGAUGAGAUCCAUACCACCUCCCACUUGCUAAGAACUUUUACGGCUAUUUUAUCAUCCAUCUAUGUGGCAAUUCCCCCCUCUGACAACGACUUUCUCGACAAAUUCUUGCAGGACUCACACGAUCUUCAAGAACUGUUCGAUGCAUAUGCAAGCAAGAACGUCCUUCUGCUCGACGACAUCAACUUCAAAUCUUCAUUCCUUAUCAGUGCUUUGCAGACAUUGCUCAAUUCGCCUUCGCACUUCUAUGGAGGGUGGGCAAUGGGACUGAUUGGUUAUCCUAAUCAGUAUGCUUCCUCCAGAGACUCACUGACCAAGACCCUGCAGUCUUGGUCUGACGGUGUCGAUGAUCUUUCGCGAAAGGCUGAAAUCAUCACACGACAAUGGUAUGCCUAUCAAAAAGCGCUAAGUCAACUCAGCUUCGAUAUGAAAACGAGAAGAGAGCGACAAGCGCUCGGCUGGUGGCUUGACUUCAGUGGUUUUCCUGUUACAUUGAGUCAGAAGGCAACCCUUGGGGAUUUCCGCGCGUAUGCAAAGAGUGUCGAGACGAUACAGAGGACGUCUCCUCCCUUUAUUCGCAAUGUUAGUAUCAACCUCAGCCUUGCCAAGUCUAACAUCGUUGAUGCAAAGGCAAGGAUGCCGCAAGCAAGGUUGCACCUCACGUUUGCUUGGGAAAAGAAAAGCCAGGUAUUUGUGAUUUUGCUUGCAGACUUGAGAAACAGCGUCGCGAAAACACAGCUGUCUCAGCAGGAGCGCGACCUGUCCAACAAUGAGAAUGCUAGAUUUCUCCGGAUUCCGCAGACGACCCAAGGAUAUAAAGCCUGAUAUUGUAGCUUUGCAGGUCUCGGAGGUAGGUUGACAGCCAGGGUCUCCCUUGCUGAGAACCCUCCGAUCCUGUUAGUAAUAUUGAGAGGCUCUUGGCGCCCAAGCUAUCCGAGGAACGAGGCUCUUCGCACGUAGGUAG